UAUCGUCUACCGACUGUGUGUAUAUGUUUGAUAUGUAUACUUUAAAACGAACCGAAUUGCUAGCACGAAAAGUGAAACAUAUUCCCCACAUUGCAAACCAAAUAAAGUGUAAACUAAUUGUCGUUGUGAACCGAUUCGACUUUGAUUUGCUGUCGAUCUAGGGGGGCUCUUAUUUUUCUGCGUUCUCUACGAUUACAUUUCCGUUCGAGUCUGGGAGUUCCGCAAAAAACGUUUCGUUAAACACUGAGAUCAUGGGCGACUCUCCGAAAGAGCGGCGCAGCAAGGAGGCCGCCGUGCCCGAGGCCUCCGCCAAGGAGGCGGAAACUGCCAAGGGGAAAAAAGAGAAGAAGGAAAAGGCGGAAAAGUCGGCCGAGGCCAGCCAGAAGCCGAGGCCAGCAAGCAGCCAGCGCGGAUCGCUGACCAAGUCCCAUAUGGGCGUUCCUCUGGGCAUGGGUGCUCCGGCGGCCAAGCCCACCAUGCGCUUCAUGCCCACCUACCGCCUGGAGUCGAAGAAUCCUCUGAACAAGGAGCGCGUAGAGAACAUCAUCAAGGCGGUGAUGAACCGACACUAUAACGAUGAGUACAUGUUCCAUCCCAAGCACUCGCUGCACAUGGCUGCCCAGGUCAGCGAGGAAAUCAAGAACCGUAUUAAGCUCGACAACUACGACAGAUAUCGCUACAUUGUGCUGGUCACUGUGGGCGAAUUCCUGAUGCAGGGCCUCUACUCCAUGGUCAACUUCUUGUGGGAUGCUGAAAAGGACGGAUUUGUGACCUACAGCGUGGAGAGACCUUCGUAUUUUGCGGUCUGCACCACCUUUUACCUGUACUACGAUUGAAAUAGGGGGAUU
Drosophila takahashii is the source of this 848-nucleotide messenger RNA. RefSeq names its product dynein light chain Tctex-type 5-B. Gene Ontology annotation, molecular function: dynein intermediate chain binding. NCBI's taxonomy places the organism in Eukaryota, Metazoa, Arthropoda, Insecta, Diptera, Drosophilidae. The record is from RefSeq and is a predicted model, not a curated record. Gene Ontology annotation, biological process: microtubule-based movement. Gene Ontology annotation, cellular component: cytoplasm; cytoplasmic dynein complex.